AUGUUAGUAGUUGAAGCAGUGGGCUAUGAAUACAACAUGAAGAAAGUAUCUUGGUUUCCACCAGAUGAUGAGAGUCUGCAGAGAGUCGACAUUGAUGACAGUGAGGUCUUAGGAAAAGCGGUUUCAUAUGCUCUUGGAUCAGGUGCUUUAACAUUGUUUAUUGUUAGGGAAGAUGAUCCGUAUUUGAUGAAUUGCAGUGGUGAUGGAGUUGGCGUCUCACCUUUCGAGGAUUAUGGUGAUAAUGCGAAUGGUGAUAGUGAUAAUAGUGAUGGCAGUUCUGAUGAAAGCAGUGAAAGCAGUGAGAGCAGUUAUGAUGAAAGGAGUGCUAAUGAUGGUGGUAGUGAUAUUGUAGUUCAGAAUGAGGAUGCGUCUGAGGCUGAGAGAGAGGUACAAGAAGAUGCAAAUAGUGAUAGUGAUGGUGCUCGUAAGACCAUAGAUGAGAGCAAGUAUAAGGUGUUUGCGCUCGGACAGUGUUACUCUACAAUUUGGUCUUUCAAGAAUGCAAUUACAAAGUAUGCAGUGAAGAAGAAUUAUGAUAUAUCAUACUUUAAAACGGAUAGCAAAAGAGUUGUUGCUGUUUGUUGUAAACGAGCAUGUCCUUGGAGGAUUUGUGGAUCGAUCAAUAGCACUAACAGCAGGGUUGUGGUAAGAGCUUUACAAGAAGAGCAUGAUUGCACAUGGCAAGGAGAGUCCCUCAAUGCUGCCAUCCGUGUGGCGAGAACCAAACCAGUUGUUAAGAUGCUUGAAGAGAUGCGAAGACGUGUCCUGGUGAGCAAUGAGAAGAAAAGAAAAGAAUCAGAGAAAGCGAAAGGGAUUUACACUCCUAGAGCAAGAGCAUUUCUCGAUCAACAAAUAAAGCUUGCAAAGAAUUGCAGUCCUUUGCCCUGCGGUUUGGGUAAGGUUAAGCCACCUCCAUAUAAGAAUCCUCAAGGGAGACCACCAGGUAAGAAGAUAAAGAGGGAAAAUGGUGAAGCUAGAGAGAAAGGGAAAAUGACCAAAGUGGGACUUGUCAUGCCUACUGAACGCCUUCGAAGAGAACAACCCGAACGCCCUACAAGUAUUUCACAAGCCCUACCAAAGCGAAGACCUGGAAGACCACGCAGAGAUUGGUUUGGGGCUGCCUCAUCUUCACAAGAAGCUUCUAGGCAGCAUCAGCCUUCUUAUGAUACAGCACCUAUACAAAUACCGAGAGAAGAAUAUGGACUUUUCACAAGUCGCUUAAUUGGUGAUGACUACAUAUCAGUUGGAUCACGUGUAACAGAUACAAGUGACAAUACAAUCCUACCGAGCUACCUGUUUGCAGCAAGAGAGUGCAAGAAAAUGGCAUCACGAGGUCGUGGGAAGAAGAUGUGA
Molecule: messenger RNA, 1353 nt
Organism: Thlaspi arvense
Lineage: Eukaryota; Viridiplantae; Streptophyta; Magnoliopsida; Brassicales; Brassicaceae
Source: the annotation of a GenBank genome assembly